Molecule: messenger RNA, 1229 nt
Organism: Colletotrichum navitas
Lineage: Eukaryota; Fungi; Ascomycota; Sordariomycetes; Glomerellales; Glomerellaceae
Product: nicotinamide N-methyltransferase
Exons: 2
Coding region: 95-1036 (313 amino acids)
Source: RefSeq, a predicted model, not a curated record
AUCGUUCCUCCCCCCCUGGUGUCUCGGUCGACCAGCCCACCCCCCAUCCUUUCCACAUACACCAGUCCCUCCGUGACUCCCCGGGCCCGUCACCAUGGCGCUCACGUCGCGUAUCUCCCUUGUCGGCCCGCCCGCCGAGUCCCCCGAAGACUUCCUCAUGACCUCCCUCGGCGUCAUCUUCCCCGACGACGUGACGAACCAGCACGGCGACGCUGACCACGGUAUCGAGUACGCUUCUCCGCAUCUCCGCAAGCCCCUGCUCUUCGAACUUGCUGAGCCCAGCGCCGAGGACGACCGCAAACUCUUCAGUCACUACCUCUGGAACGCCAGCCUACAGCUCGGCGAGUUCGUCGAGGCCGCCACCUUGGAGCUCAAUGACGCCAUCACGUCCUCUCUGGGCCCGCCCAUAAGCCACUUCGACGUUCGUGGCAAAACCACCCUCGAGUUGGGUGCGGGUACGGCCUUGCCGAGCAUCAUGUCCGCCCUCCUCGGCGCCGACCGCGUCGCUGUGACGGACUACCCAGCCCCCGCCGUGCUCAAGACCCUCCGCGCCAACGUUGUGCGCAACAUCGACCCGGCUGUCUCCCCUAAGAACGCCAUAGAGGCUCGUGAGGUGCUGGUCGAGGGCCACUCGUGGGGUGAGCUCGAAGACUCGUUCUCAGUCUCCAAUAAGCACGCUUUUGACCGCGUCUUCGUCGCCGACUGCCUGUGGAUGCCAUGGCAGCACACGAACUUGCACAAGUCGAUUGACUGGUUUCUCCGCAAUGAUAGCGAAGCUAGGUGCUGGGUCGUCGCCGGGUUCCAUACAGGUCGGCCCAAGAUGCGCGACUUCUUUGGGGAGGCGGCACUGGCUGAGGCCGGGCUUGAAAUCGAGACGAUUUGGGAACGAGACUGUGACGGUCAGGAAAGGGAAUGGGCCUGGGACAGAGGCUUCGAGGACCCGACCAUCCGGAAGAGAUGGCUCGUCUGCGCCGUGCUGAAGCGCAAGAUUGCUGCCGCCAGUGGUGUUGGUGAUGGUGGUGCUGCUGCUGCGUGAGCGUGAGACGACGGAUGUGCAUCCACUUAUAAACGACAGGCACAAGCUGAUGUGGAUUGCGUCGCUUGUUGGGCCGCAGCCCUAUUCCAAGACACGCAUGCGCCCGCGCAAUGCCGUGCCCACCGGUGCGGCUGAGCUGGGCAUUGGGUUUCUCACCCAUUCAGCCGUCCUCAGCUUGGCUACGCAUCCUAAU